This is a messenger RNA of Vitrella brassicaformis, 1421 nucleotides long. NCBI's taxonomy places the organism in Eukaryota, Vitrellaceae. The record is from the annotation of a GenBank genome assembly.
AGAUCUUUCAUGCUCCUGUUCUGGAGUGCCUCCAUUGCUCUCAGCUCGUUCACGCUUGCCGCUUCGUCCAAGCUUCUUCUUCCCACUUGCCCGGCAGCCUUCAACCUUACACCUCAACCAUCUGAUCCAACCCGCUCCUUCUCAGUGUCGAGCGUUUCUGCAAGAGCACCUGCAAGGGCUGUGUGUUCGUCGUCUGCAGCCGGCAUGGGGCUCCUCAAGGUGCCUGCGGAGAACCUGUUUGUGUCUGAGCCUGACCCGCUUCUGUUUGGGAAUGAUGAGAACGCCGAGAAUGAUCCCACCUGGACGAACGGCAACUGGCUGAAAUCAAGAUUCCACUUCUCGUUUGCUGGUCAGUCAGCUACAUGAAGGAGGGGAAAAUGUUAUAAGGGGUCAUUCUCUGUCCAUCUGUGUGUGCAACAGAGUACCAUGACCCCCAGCGCAGUCAGUACGGCGUGCUGCGUGUGAUGAACGACGACCUGGUGCAGCCCAACAGAGGCUUUGGCACACACGGACACCGCAACAUGGAGGUCAGUCGGGAGGCAUGUUCUGUUCUGCUGAGUGCGUGUGGGAACACCCCCAUCUCGCUUGAUAUCGUGUCUGUCAGAUUGUCACUUAUGUGGUGGAGGGCGCUCUGACGCACCAGGACUCAAUGGGCACGGCCGAGACUCUGGAGAGAGGGUCCGUUCAGUUCAUGACUGCUGGCACGGUGCGCAUGUGAUGUGGUGCACACUCACGUCUACACAGACACUCAUUUGUUCGUUAUCUAUUUGGUGCCUGCAGGGGGUGCGGCACAGCGAGCACAACCGCGACAAGGCUCGGCCCCUCCGAUUCAUCCAGAUAUGGAUCAACCCGGUGCAGCUGGGCCUGCAGCCCAACUAUGGCAGCCUUAGAGGCAGCCUGGACCAGCGCCACAACAAGCUCGCCCAUCUCGUGUCGCCCGUGGACAAACUCAACAAAAUGGUCAAUGAAGGAGUCACUUACGAAACAAUCAAUCCAUUUCCCAACGUGUGUUGUGUUGUGUGUGCAUUCAGGGCGAAGCUGGGGAGAUCAAGAUCAACCAGGAUGCUCACAUCUACGUUGCUGAGCUCGACACCGGCCGUCAGGUGGCGUUGUCCCUUUCAGAGGGCCGGAUGGCCUACGUGCUCUGCGUCGAGGGCGCCCUGUCGAUGGAGGGACCUUUCGGCAAGGAAAGCCUCACAAAGCACGGUGAGUGAGACGACAGACAGGGAGACCAUCCACCCGGCCCUCAGCCAACAGCCGGGCCUUUUGUUGUGUGCGUGUGUGUGUGUGUGUGUCCAGAUGCUGCCCGAGUGGAUGGCUCUGGUGCAAUCACGUUCAGUGCUCUGGAGAAUGAGGACAAGGAGCCCGGCCAUGUGCUCAUUGUCGAAAUGGCUCAGAAGUAAUGAUCGUCGUGUUAGCAA